Fukomys damarensis (Damara mole-rat) is the source of this 1611-nucleotide messenger RNA. It is a transcript of the gene Pcid2, whose product is annotated as PCI domain containing 2. The transcript is spliced from 14 exons. Gene Ontology annotation, cellular component: transcription export complex 2. Lineage: Eukaryota; Metazoa; Chordata; Mammalia; Rodentia; Bathyergidae. Gene Ontology annotation, biological process: poly(A)+ mRNA export from nucleus; post-transcriptional tethering of RNA polymerase II gene DNA at nuclear periphery; transcription elongation by RNA polymerase II. Gene Ontology annotation, molecular function: double-stranded DNA binding; RNA binding. The record is from RefSeq and is a predicted model, not a curated record. The coding region runs from base 85 to 1509 and encodes 474 amino acids.
AGGCAGGGGCGCCCCGGAGGCUUGGCGGGGUAUGCACACGCGCCGGAAGUGACGCAUCGCCCCCCGCGACAGCUAGCAACGGCUAUGGCGCAUAUCACCAUCAACCAGUAUCUGCAGCAGGUGUAUGAAGCGAUCGAUACCAGAGAUGGAGCAUCGUGUGCAGAGCUGGUGUCCUUCAAGCAUCCUCAUGUGGCAAACCCCCGGCUGCAGAUGGCUUCUCCAGAAGAGAAAUGUCAGCAAGUUUUGGAACCCCCUUAUGAUGAAAUGUUUGCAGCUCACUUAAGGUGCACCUAUGCAGUGGGGAACCAUGACUUCAUAGAGGCAUACAAGUGCCAGACAGUGAUAGUCCAGUCCUUCCUGCGGGCAUUUCAGGCUCACAAAGAGGAAAACUGGGCUCUCCCUGUCAUGUAUGCGGUGGCCCUAGACCUUCGAGUGUUCGCCAAUAAUGCUGAUCAGCAAUUGGUAAAGAAAGGAAAAAGCAAAGUGGGGGAUAUGUUGGAGAAAGCCGCCGAGUUGCUAAUGAGCUGCUUCCGGGUCUGCGCCAGCGAUACUCGCGCUGGCAUCGAGGACUCGAAGAAGUGGGGCAUGCUGUUUCUUGUGAAUCAGUUGUUCAAGAUCUACUUUAAGAUCAACAAGUUGCACUUAUGUAAGCCCCUCAUCCGCGCCAUUGACAGCUCGAACCUGAAGGAAGACUACAGCACUGCGCAGAGGGUCACAUACAAGUACUAUGUUGGGCGCAAGGCUAUGUUUGAUAGUGACUUUAAGCAAGCCGAGGAGUACCUGUCCUUCGCCUUUGAGCACUGCCACCGCUCCAGCCAGAAGAACAAGAGGAUGAUCCUCAUAUACCUGCUGCCUGUGAAGAUGCUGCUGGGCCACAUGCCAACCGUGGAGCUGCUGAGAAAGUACCACCUCAUGCAGUUUGCUGAGGUGACCAAAGCCGUGAGCGAGGGCAACCUGCUGCUGCUGCAUGAGGCACUGGCCAGGCAUGAGACCUUCUUCAUCCGCUGCGGCAUCUUCCUCAUUCUGGAGAAGCUCAAGAUCAUCACCUACAGGAACCUCUUCAAGAAAGUGUACUUGCUACUGAGAACCCACCAGCUGUCCCUGGACGCCUUCCUGGUCGCCCUGAAGUUCAUGCAUGUAGAGGACGUGGACCUGGACGAAGUGCAGUGCAUCCUGGCAAACCUGAUCUACAUGGUGAGGCCACAUCAAGGGCUAUAUAUCCCAUCAGCACCAAAAGCUGGUUGUCAGCAAGCAGAACCCAUUCCCCCCGCUGUCCACUGUGUGCUGACAUGGGUCCACAGAGAAACAGUGCCCGAGCCCUGGAACCCUGUCCUACAGCCAGUCUGCCCUGAGCCCCCGAGCCUCACUGUGGCCGGAACCUCCCGGUGCUUUCGUGGGGUGUCAAGAUGUAUCUGUCAGCACGCCCCAGUGUCGUGGACCCUCCUGAGUCACCAUGAUGGCAUUGGUGGCACCCUUUUCUCAGGGAGUGCUGCGGCUGCUGACCUGUAGCACUGACCCUGGGGAGGCAGCAGUGAAUGUGGGCAAUCUUUGUGACUUUUGGUAGCUCUUUCUAUAAAGAAGGUAUUUGAGAUUUAUACUUAUAGCUUAUUC